ACAACCACGCACCAAUUCUUCCCCUCUCUCCAUCCCGCCGCUCGCUCUCGCCGUCGCCCGCUAGGUGUUCGGCGCAAUGCUGCACGCCGCGCCGCCGCUGGAGGUGGGCGGAGCGGGCGCCGCGCACACCCGCUGCCUCCUCCGCGACCGCGGAGGGCAUGGCGCCGUUCCCGCCGACCCCCUCCCGCUCUACGGCGACGACGCGGCCACGACUAAGUUCCUGCUCGAGCGGGUAUUGCGGGGGAGCAGCAUCGCGCCCUACCUGCCCUCCUCCGCCUCCUCCGCUUCCUCCUCUACGGCAGCAGCGGACGCCGACCCGGCGGAGCGCGAGGACGAGGACCCCGAGGACCACCGUUGCCUCCUCCGAGACCUCGGAGGGCAUGGCGCCACUCCCGCCGACCCCUUCCCGCGCUACGGCGACGACGCAGCGACGACCAAGUUCCUGCUGGAGCGGGUACUGCGGGGGAGCAGCAUCGCGCCCUACCUGCCCUCCUCCGCCUCCUCCGCGUCCUCCUCCACGGCAGCAGUGGACGCCGACCCGGCGGAGCGCGAGGACGAGGACCCCGGGGAGCCCGCCUCGGGCCUCGUCCCGAGCGCCCGGGUUCGCGGCGACGGCACCACCGACGCCAGCGGCGCAGGCGCAGCGCCGGAAACCGCGCUCCAACGCCCCCUCGAAUCCGCGGCGUCUGCCCCAGCCAGCUGUCUACCCGCACUUCUAGGACCGGAGGGUCGGAUCCUCAUCGUCGCAAAUCGUCUUCCCGUGACGGUAAAGCGCCUCGUAGACGGCUGGGACUACUCUGACAGUUCGGGUGGUCUCGUCAGCGCUCUACGAGGUGUGACCGGGGUGAAAAUGACAUGGGUCGGCUGGCCUGGUGUAUCCAUCCCCGACAAGGAGGAGCAAACAAUCGUCAUGAAUAAACUCAUGACCUUGAGGUGCUUUCCUAUCUUCAUGGAUCAAGAGCUGGUGGACCAAUACUACAGCGGGUACUGUAAUAAUAUUCUGUGGCCACUAUUUCAUUACAUGGGGCUGCCACAGGAUUACAGGUUCAACAAGACAAAAGACUACAAGUCACAGCUCAAAGCUUAUGAGAAAGCCAACCAGAUGUUCGCGGAUGUUGUGUGCCAAAUCUAUGAGAAAGGAGACAUCGUAUGGUGCCAUGACUAUCACUUGAUGCUCCUCCCCUCGCUAUUGAAGAAGCAUGACAUCAACAUGAAGGUGGGAUGGUUCCUUCACACGCCGUUCCCCUCAUCUGAAAUUUAUCGAGCACUACCGAACCGCAUGGACCUGUUGAAGGCAGUGCUGAAGUCUGACUUGGUCGGUUUUCAUACGUAUGAUUAUGCAAGGCACUUUGUGAGUGCUUGCACCAGCCUUCUUGGACUUGAGAGUUACCUAGAAGGUGUUGAGGUCGAAGGGAGGGUUGUGAAGGUCGAAGCUUUUCCAAUCGGGAUUGACUUUAGUAAAUUCAAAGACACUUUGGAGCGUCCAGACGUCAAAGCAAAAAUAGCUGAUUUCAAAAGCAUUUUUGCUGGUCGACAGGUCAUGCUUGGCGUUGACCGUUUUGACAUGAUUAAAGGAUUACUGCAAAAGGUGCUGGCCUUUGAGAAAUAUCUUGAGGAAAACACUGGUAUGAAUGAAAAGGUGGUUCUACUGCAGAUUGCAGUGCCUACCAGAAGUGACGUACCUGAAUAUCGAAGGCUAGCAAGUCAAGUGCACGAAUUGGUUGCACGUGUAAAUGGUCGAUUUGGAACGAUAAGAACCACUCCUAUUCACCAUCUGGACCAAACUGUUGAUUUUCCUGAUCUGUGCGCUCUUUAUGCAGUCACUGAUGUGGCUCUGGUAACGUCACUGAGAGAUGGUAUGAACCUUGUAAGCUAUGAAUACGUUGCCUGUCAAGAAUCAAAUAAAGGUGUUCUGAUAUUGAGCGAGUUUGCUGGAGCAGCACAGUCUCUUGGGGCUGGUGCUAUUAUUGUAAACCCGUGGGAUACUGCAGAGGUUGCAAACUCCAUAAAAGCUGCUUUGGCUAUGCCAGCUCAUGAUAGAGAGGAACGGCAUAGGCAUAAUUAUAAACUUGUUUCAGCAUACAGUGCACAAAACUGGGCUGAAGACUAUGUCAGCGAGCUACAUAAAACAGCUACUAAAGCUCCAGUACAUACAAAACAACCUAUUGUUGUGCUCCCAAUUGAAGAAAUAACUUCACGAUACGCACAAUCCAGAAGUCGUUUGCUCAUAUUGGGUUUUCAUGAAACGUUGACUGAACAGGUCCAAUCCUUUGAGAUAGGGGCUUCUGACCAAACCGCAAGCAUGAAACUGAAGUUGAACCCUGAGUUUAAGGGACCUCUGAAAACCCUUUGUGACGAUAAGGAUACGACUGUAAUUGUUGUCAGUGGUUAUGGCAGAAUUAUUCUCGAGAAAAACUUCGGAGAGUUCGAAAUGUGGUUGGCGGCAGAGAACGGGAUGUUUUUACGGCGAACCACUGGAGAAUGGAUGACCACAGCAACUGAACAUCUUGAAAUUGGUUGCUCUGACAGUGUAAAGAAAGUUAUUGAAUACUUCACUAGAAGAACCCCAAAUUCUUACCUAGAACAGCGUGGAAAAUCAUUUGUAUGGAACUAUAAAUACUCAGAUGAUGAUUUUGGAAGAAACCAGGCAAAGGAUAUGUUACAACACUUGGGGUCGUAUUCAUCAUCAAAUCGAAGUGCUGAUAUUGUUCAAGGCAGACGCUCAAUUGAGGUGCGCCCUGUGGGAGUCACCAAGGGUAAUGCUGUUAAUGAAAUCAUUAAAGAGUUAGGUCGCAGAAGAAAGUCAAAAAACAUAACCACUCCAAUCGACUUUGUCUUGUGCAUAGGUCACUUCCUUGCAAAGGAUGAAGACGUCUAUACCCUACCCUACUUUAUUCAACGUGAAUCGGAGGCAAAGGCGGGGCAAGAAGAUUGCACCAGCAUCAUGUUCGACGGCCUCAAGGCUGAGAACUACUUCUCGUGUACUGUUGGCAGGGAAUGCUCUCGAGCAAAGUACAAGCUUGAGGGCACGAGUGAUGUUGUCACCAUGCUCCGUGGUCUUGCAAAUCCUGAGGCUUCCCUGGACAUAGUAGACGAUGAUGGCUCGCAGUUGUAGAGUGGCCAGGGAGGUGCCCCUUUCAAAUACGUAUACAUGUGCCAAAUCCUAGGCUAAGCAAAAAAAGAAUAGGAAAAACUGUACAUAUAGUUGAAGAGGUUGGAAAAUAUUCAUCACUUCGCGGCUGAUUUACAACCGCACAAGUUUUUGUCGAUGCACUUGAUGCUGUAAAACCAUUAAAUUGCUGUUACCGAAGUUAUAAUUCUUUUGUAGGUUUUAUUCAAAUCAAAAUUUUCUUUCUA
Molecule: messenger RNA, 3357 nt
Organism: Lolium perenne
Lineage: Eukaryota; Viridiplantae; Streptophyta; Magnoliopsida; Poales; Poaceae
Product: probable alpha,alpha-trehalose-phosphate synthase [UDP-forming] 2
Biological process (GO): trehalose biosynthetic process
Cellular component (GO): cytosol
Molecular function (GO): trehalose-phosphatase activity; alpha,alpha-trehalose-phosphate synthase (UDP-forming) activity
Source: RefSeq, a predicted model, not a curated record